AUGAACUCUAGCCGCCUUGUCCUCCUCAGGCCCUCAGCUCUUUCUACCUGUGAUAGCUGGGCCAAUGUCCUAAAAGUGCAAACCAACGACUAUUUCAAACACAUUUCUGAGAUCCUCCAGAGAGCCUCUGAUAACCUCGAGGUGCUCUUUGCGGUUAAUGUGAAAGAAGUCGACUCCACCGGGCAGACCUAUGCCCUCAUCAGCAAGCUGGAUCUCCCCAACAACGGGAGGGUGAGUCAUGGCAGGGGGCUGCCCAAGACCGGUCUCCUGAUGUUACUCCUGGGCAUGAUCAUAAUGAAAGGCAACAGUGCCACUGAGAAAGAGAUCUGGAAAUUUCUGAAUAUGAUGCGUAUAUAUGCGGGAAAGAAGCACUUCAUCUUUGGGGAGCCCAGGAAGCUCAUCACCGAUUUGGUGAAGCUGAAGUACCUGGAGUACCGGCAGGCACCCAACAGCUAUCCUCCAGCCUAUGAAUUCCUGUGGGGUUCCAGAGCCAAGCAGGAAACCAGCAAGAUGAAAGUUCUGGAAUUUUUAGCCAAGGUCAACGAUACAGUCCCCAGUGCUUUCUCAUCCCAAUAUGAAGAGGCCGUGAGAGAAGAGGAAGAGCGAGCCCAAGCCAGAAUUGCAGACUCGGCUGGCACUACUAUUUGCUCAGGCGGUGCACCAGGUCCAUGUCCUGCAACUCCCCCGAAGCCCAGUGAGGCCUAA
Messenger RNA from Choloepus didactylus (southern two-toed sloth), 705 nucleotides. RefSeq names its product melanoma-associated antigen B3-like. Gene Ontology annotation, biological process: negative regulation of transcription by RNA polymerase II. The coding region runs from base 1 to 705 and encodes 234 amino acids. Lineage: Eukaryota; Metazoa; Chordata; Mammalia; Pilosa; Megalonychidae. Gene Ontology annotation, cellular component: nucleus. The record is from RefSeq and is a predicted model, not a curated record. The transcript has 3 exons.